AUGCCACCACGCUCAGGUACCAGCAGAAAGUCCGACGCCAGUACGCGAAAGUCUCGACCCAACGAUGUGCAACCUGGUGACCCUGUUCCGCAACGUGCGAAACGAAGAUAUCGUCCUGGUACGGUAGCGCUCCGCGAAAUCCGGAAGUAUCAAAGUAGCACCGAUUUGUUAUUGCGAAAGCUUCCAUUUGCCCGACUGGUGGGUGCAUUCUGGCCCAUGGAGACAGGAUAG
Messenger RNA from Verticillium nonalfalfae, 231 nucleotides. RefSeq names its product centromeric DNA-binding histone H3-like protein cse4 (gene CSE4). Gene Ontology annotation, cellular component: nucleosome. Gene Ontology annotation, molecular function: protein heterodimerization activity; DNA binding; structural constituent of chromatin. The record is from RefSeq and is a predicted model, not a curated record. The coding region runs from base 1 to 231 and encodes 76 amino acids. NCBI's taxonomy places the organism in Eukaryota, Fungi, Ascomycota, Sordariomycetes, Glomerellales, Plectosphaerellaceae. The transcript is spliced from 2 exons.